Enterobius vermicularis (human pinworm) is the source of this 987-nucleotide messenger RNA. The record is from the annotation of a GenBank genome assembly. Lineage: Eukaryota; Metazoa; Nematoda; Chromadorea; Rhabditida; Oxyuridae.
AUGGAAGUAACCAGUUUACAAAGGAAACGUUUCAAACGGUACAGUUGCCGAAUGCUGAAGUGUCAGAAGUGUUGUGUAACUGGAGAUGCUGAGUCGGAGAAUUAUGUAACUGGAGGUGGAUCAUCAAAAAAUUUCCCAGUCAACAAUCUUGUGUAUGCAUUAUCCGGAUAUAAUCAUCGACCAUUUCCCUAUCCAUUGAUUACAUCAGCAAAUUUACCUUCAGCUGCAUAUUAUCGACCGAAAGCAUACGUUUAUCCGUUGACAGUAACUAACCAGGAAAGUACAAAGAAUCCAGUAAAUUCUGUAUCUUUUGCUUAUGAACUUUCUCAGCAACCAGCAAACAGUCUGGUGUCACCGUGCUGUUCUCUAGUCAGCAGGUAUCGAAAAUGUUGCGCCUGUUGUACAACUCCAUCUUGCAGUGAGACUUGCUCCUCACAGGCUACUGCUUGUUCCCUUGCCGAACUAUGCAUCACGCUAGAAAAUGCGCAUCUUCGAGCAGCCCAAUUUCGUUACCAUAUUCAACCAGCAGAAAUAGAGCUGAAAGAAGAACAAGCUAAACGGUAUCCGGUUUCAACGGUGGAGCAAAACAAUGGUUUACCGGAUAUCCUAUACGAAAGAGUGAAUCCUGUUGUGGUAAACUCAGGUAGCUUUGACAACAUUGAUGUUAUUGGUCCGUCUGCAGAUGCUGUCCCAAAGCCUGUAUAUCUGAGUUAUGGAACAUUCUCACGACAGUUACCAGUUACGAGACCACUGAAACAAAAAAAUAGUUCGAACGACUUACCAAAACUUUUAAGUGACUAUUUUUUGCCGUCUAGUGCUCAAUUUGAUGGCAGCAACGUUGACGGUGGUGUAUUCCGAGAUAACCACGACACUGAAAGAAUACUAAAGUUGGUAAAAAUACUAAAGGAAGUCCAGGAAAUCUCAUCAGACUAUCCAAAAGCAGCUACAGUUGAAACAGCACAUUUGGAAGACAAGAAUGAACAGUAA